Rotaria sp. Silwood2 is the source of this 450-nucleotide messenger RNA. The record is from the annotation of a GenBank genome assembly. Lineage: Eukaryota; Metazoa; Rotifera; Eurotatoria; Philodinida; Philodinidae.
AUGACCGAGAAUGGCGUGAACAUUGUUGCUGCUCAAGAUUUUAAACAAGCAGCAAUAAUUUAUGAACAAGCUCGAUCAUCAUAUCCGAAUGAAGUUAUUGAUUUAAUUAAGUCACUUUAUAAUAAACAAAAUAUAAUUAUUGAUAUUGGUGCUGGUACAGGAAAACUAACACGUUUAUUAGCUCCAAUUGAUGCUCAAGAAAUAAUUGCUAUUGAACCAAUAUCAACAAUGCGUGAAAAUCUUAAACACAUUCCUUUAAUCACUAGAAUAAUUGCUGGAGCAGCUGAAAAUAUAUCGUUUGAAGAUAAUACAAUUGAUAUAAUUCUAUGUGGACAAGCAUUCCAUUGGUUUGCAAAUUAUCGUGCACUUACUGAAUUAAAUCGUGUAUUAAAAUCAAAGGGCUUACUUAUAUUUAUUUGGAAUUUAGCAGAUAAUCGAGAAAGAUCAUAG